AGGCAUCGGUAUGGACAGUUGCUCCUUCCUGCAACUUUUCACUGGGGAUUUUAAACCUUCUACUUCGCGUUUUGUCACAGUUAUGAACUCAAUUUGAGCCUAAACUGAGGUAAACAGGUUGUUUAAAAUAUUUUAUUUUCUUCUUAGUUCGAGUUGUUUAAAGCAAAAAAAGGAAAAUGCCAGUCGCAACUCUUCUACCUUUCACCGCUCCGCCGAAUAGGAAGUCCGCCAGCCCGACUUCUUUCAGGCUGACAGAGAAAUUUAUUCUGCUCCUGGUGUUCAGCGCCUUUAUCACUCUGUGUUUCGGGGCUAUCUUUUUCCUGCCGGACUCAUCGAAGCUGCUCAGCGGAGUUUUCUUCCGUUCCACCGCGGUGGAGACCAACACCCGCACCGGUCCGGAGAGCAGCUACUCCGGCUCGGCUGGAAGCGACGACAGGGUCCUGGCUAAGAUCAAGAAAGACCACGAAAAGGCGCUGCUGGAGGCCAAGGACACUCUCCAGAAGCGACCCGAGGAGAUAGAGCGGGACAUACUGAACGACAAGAGGAAAGUUAACGUUGCGGGUCAGGCUGGGAACGAUGUGAAUAAAAUCCCCAUCAUUGAGUACCACCGUCCGCCCGGAGCCACUGGGCACGAACCGCUGGACCCCGAAACUAAGGAGAGACGGGCUAAAAUCAAAGAGAUGAUGAAGCACGCCUGGGACAGCUACCAGCGCUACGCCUGGGGUUCCAAUGAGCUCCGGCCCGUCUCCAAGCAGGGCCACUCCAGCAAUCUAUUCGGGAGUAUAAAAGGUGCAACAAUAGUGGACGCUCUGGACACCCUCUAUGUCAUGGAGAUGUUUGAAGAGUUUGAUGCUGCUACAGAAUGGGUAGAGAAAAACCUGGACUUCAAUGUGAAUGCAGAGGUGUCUGUGUUUGAGGUGAACAUCAGGUUUGUGGGAGGCCUGCUGUCUGCCUACUACCUGUCUGGGAAAGAGGUGUUCCGUAAGAAGGCGAUAGAGUUGGGUGAAAAGCUGCUGCCAGCCUUCAAAACGCCCACAGGCAUCCCCUGGGCUCUGCUCAACCUCAAGAGCGGCGUUGGUAGAAACUGGCCAUGGGCUUCGGGCGGGAGCAGCAUCCUGGCAGAGUACGGCACCCUUCAUCUGGAGUUCAUGCACCUCAGCAAGCUCUCAGGAAAUCCAGAGUUUGCACAAAAGGUGAUGAACAUCAGAAAAGUGCUGAAUCGUCUGGACAAACCACAGGGACUUUACCCUAACUACCUGAACCCAAACAGCGGCCAGUGGGGCCAACAUCACGUGUCGGUGGGUGGCCUCGGCGACAGUUUCUAUGAGUAUCUGCUAAAAGCCUGGAUUAUGUCCGACAAAACUGACGAGGAAGGAAAGAAGAUGUACUAUGACGCCCUCCAGGCCAUAGAAACCAAUCUGAUGAGGAAGUCGACCAACGGGCUGACCUACAUAGCGGAGUGGAAAGGAGGGCUGCUGGAGCACAAGAUGGGCCACCUGACGUGUUUCGCCGGCGGUAUGAUCGCUCUGGGCGCAGACGGGGCCCCCGACGACAAGACGGGCCACCAGAUGGAGCAGGCGGCGGAGAUCGCUCGCACCUGCCACGAGUCGUACGCCAGGACAGCCUUGAAACUGGGUCCAGAGGCGUUCCGUUUCGACGGUGGAGUCGAGGCCAUCGCGACCCGACAGAAUGAGAAAUAUUUCAUUCUCCGCCCCGAGGUCAUCGAGACCUACAUGUACAUGUGGAGAUUUACCCACGACCCCAAAUACAGAGAGUGGGGCUGGGAGGCUGUCCAGGCCUUGGAGCAGCACUGCAGAUUAGAAGGGGGCUACAGCGGCGUCAGAGACGUCUACGCCAAGACGCCAAGCCACGACGACGUACAGCAGAGCUUCUACUUAGCCGAGACGCUAAAGUAUCUCUACCUGCUCUUCUCUGAUGACGACCACCUACCCUUCGAGCACUGGGUCUUCAACACCGAGGCCCACCCUCUGCCGGUCAUCAGGAAGGAGAAAAAAGACACGCACAACGAAGUGGAGUAGCAGAGGCCUCAAGACGAGUGAGAACCUGUAUAUCUGAGCCUCCUGCUGAGCCCAAAGUGGCGACAGAUUCAUCCUGAUCAGAUUUUAAUUCUUUUCUUUUUAAGGACCAGAUCUGAUUAAGUCUAGUUUUAUCUGUCGAUCCUCAUUUGAUUUAGUUUUUUUUUUAUCAAACACUGAUCUGUGGUUUUGGGAGCAGCUUAUUUAAACAGGAUAACUUGAAGGUUGAUGAAAACUUCCUGUUUGGAUUUGAAGAAGCAGAGAUAAUCAGCUGACCAUCCAAUCAGCUGUCACCUUAUUAUCAGGACCCUCCUUGUUUCGGUUUGGUUUUCUGUCAGGGUGAAACCAGGCGGCUCUGUGAGUUAAGGACGUUUGGGAACAAAAAAACCCUCGGCUCUGACUGACAGGGUGAGCUGAGACACUCGGUUACUUUUUCUAGGUUUUCAUUUGGCUGCUUCAUUGUCUGAUUAAGAACCAGUUGUGACGGAGAACCGCUGGGAUUUUCCUUUACUUUACAGAUGGGAACAUCUGUUUCUGACUGCUCUGUGCUCUGCUACCAAUCACGCCUCCAUCCUACCUCCCAGCUGUCUCACCGUUCUUCUUCUGCAGCUUUUCUUCAGUAUCUUUCACCGGCUUUUGGAUUAUUCCUUCAUCUCAGAUUUCCAUUAGUUUGACCGAUUUUUUUUUUUUUUUUUAGCAUUUACUUUCCUGUAAAAACCGAUUUAUACUUGGGUUUUCAUGAAGUCAGACUUGAAUCUUAAACUGGAUUAAAAUUGGUCUGUGGAGUAAAUCAAAUAUUUAUUUGGUUCAGAUUUUUCAGCAAAGAAAAUGUCUGCAGGAAUAAAUAGCUGUGUAUUUGUUUUAUUCAGUGUCAAAACAGGCAGGGAAAUUGAUCUAUUAUUGGGAAAUCAUAUCUAAUAUCAGCUAUCAUUACAGUUUAAAAUCAUUAGAUCAUCUUCAUGAAUAAAACCAAACCUUUAAACCCAGAAUCGUAGCUCUCACUCUGCUGCUUUAAAGUUGUAUUGACUGUAGAUUUCAACAGGAAAGUCAAACCUGAUUGGAUGGAAAACCUGGGCUUUUUGAAACCUCAAUUUUUCAUCUUUUCUUAAAAAUUGUCUGAAAUCUUCUGUAGAAAAGCCUUAAUAUGUCCAAGUUAGGCUAAGUCUAAAUACAUAAAAACAGCCUUCCUUCACCUGCAUUUUUUUAACUAACAGUGCAUGAUGCUACCACCACUGUGCCGGACAGUUGUUUGUUUUUAUUUAAACUUUUGCCAUCUCAGUCUAUCCGGACUUCUUUCCUGCGCUGUAGCCUCAUCCUCAUCGCUGAAGUUAAGCUCAGCCCAGAAGGCUUGAAGGGUUCUGGGUUGGUGCUAAAAAGUUCUGAACACCAGAGGGAGACAGUUUGGGUCAGAUGGUUGAAACUUGGACACAGUCUGGUUUCCCAACAGGAGAAUGGUCCAGAACCAGAUUCUAAACUACUUUUAGAAUGCAGACCUUUAAAGAUUGCAGUUAAACCGGUAUAUGAAUAUAUUUUGAGCCCAU
Messenger RNA from Cyprinodon variegatus (sheepshead minnow), 3577 nucleotides. It is a transcript of the gene man1a1, whose product is annotated as mannosyl-oligosaccharide 1,2-alpha-mannosidase IA-like. Gene Ontology annotation, cellular component: extracellular exosome; endoplasmic reticulum; Golgi membrane. The transcript is spliced from 12 exons. Bases 177 to 2039 code for a protein of 620 amino acids. The record is from RefSeq and is a predicted model, not a curated record. Gene Ontology annotation, molecular function: calcium ion binding; mannosyl-oligosaccharide 1,2-alpha-mannosidase activity. NCBI's taxonomy places the organism in Eukaryota, Metazoa, Chordata, Actinopteri, Cyprinodontiformes, Cyprinodontidae. Gene Ontology annotation, biological process: carbohydrate metabolic process; N-glycan processing.